GUACGAGUGGCACACUACCUAUUGUGUCACCCACUUGCCCUGGGAGGUCGAAUGGCUUACAGGGGGUCAUUGCAGCCGGCCGACGCAGGCCGUGGCGGGCAAGGGACGCGGUGCCGGGGACCCGUCCAAUGACGUCGGCUCGUCGUACCUCUCUCUCUUUCCCUGAGCUUAAGUCAUCCCACGCGCGAAGGCAAAGCUCCACGAAGCUUCAUUAACACAGCAACCCAAGCUCUCAAAGCUGUGAUCCGUACCCUCCAAACCCGUCAAUUCCACCCAGAUCACAGCUCAUAGAAAAAACAAACUCGAAUAUUGCUCAUCACAUCAACCUCAAUGGACGCGAUAUCGACCUUCAGCUUCGGCAACCUGGGCUGGCUCGCGACCCAGGCCGUCCCGCUCAUCAUAUGGCCGCGCUUCAUCACCAACCUCCUCCGUCCCGAUGACUACCAGUAUGCCGCAGGCUCUCUGGAAGACUACUUCGCCCGCUCCCUAGGCUUCGCCCUCCUAACCCUAGGCCUCCUCGUCGUAACUCUCUCAGGAGCAGUACCCCUCGCAUCAGAGGACCUAACCCCCGCAGGAACAGUCUCCCCCUACGCAAACGCAGCCCUCAUCCUCUCCUCCAUCCACCACGCCUCGGCCGGCUUCUACUGCUACAGCAGGUGGUUGCGAACAGGCCAGACAGCCUUUGCCCUCGGCUGCCUCGGCAGCGCCCUCCUCGCCGUCUCGGGGCUCUGGUGCCUCAUGUUCGCCGGCGACAAGUCGCGACGCAGCAAGAAGCAUGGCUACGACAAGGACACGAGCUCGUUUCCCUUUAAGAAUACAGAGUCGUACCGUUCCAAGAAGAAGGGUUUGUAAGAAGGGGGAACGGAAAGAGAGGGGGGAAGAGAGAGAGAGAGAGAGAGA
Molecule: messenger RNA, 900 nt
Organism: Colletotrichum phormii
Lineage: Eukaryota; Fungi; Ascomycota; Sordariomycetes; Glomerellales; Glomerellaceae
Exons: 4
Coding region: 331-852 (173 amino acids)
Source: RefSeq, a predicted model, not a curated record